Psammomys obesus (fat sand rat) is the source of this 2248-nucleotide messenger RNA. RefSeq names its product Rab interacting lysosomal protein like 1 (gene Rilpl1). Lineage: Eukaryota; Metazoa; Chordata; Mammalia; Rodentia; Muridae. The coding region runs from base 432 to 1649 and encodes 405 amino acids. Gene Ontology annotation, cellular component: ciliary basal body; cytoplasm. The transcript has 7 exons. Gene Ontology annotation, molecular function: protein dimerization activity. Gene Ontology annotation, biological process: cilium assembly. The record is from RefSeq and is a predicted model, not a curated record.
GGAGCAGGGCCGGGGUCGUGGGGACCGGAGCCCAGGAGGCGGGACCGGAGCCGGGGGCGGAGCUUCGGGAUCAGCGGGGCUGCAUACCGGGACCCCCGGGGACGGAGACGCACUCCCCUGUCCGAGCUCACGUCGCCUCGCAGCGUCCCCGCGGGGAGGAGCCGACCACCCGGAGUCACCAAAGUUUGAUUCUCCUCCCCGGGAGGAGUCUUCGGGCCGCGAUCCCUCCGGGCACCGGGCGCCACCCGCCUCCCAGGCCGGGACCAGCUUCUCCAUCGCUCCGAGUCGGAGCCUCAAAGUCGGGAGGCGCUGCGGGCCUGCGCACGCGCCGCCGCCCUCGCUAUCCUCCCCGCGGUGCUACAGAGCCCCCCCUCCGCCCCAAGUUCACGAGUUCCACGAGUGGACGGACGGCGCGGGGCCCGCGCGGGGCCAUGGAGGAGCCGCUGGGGUCGCCGCCCGCUGCCCUGUCGGCGCUGGAGAAGAACGUGGCGGAGCUGACCGUCAUGGACGUGUACGACAUCGCGUCGCUCGUGGGCCACGAGUUCGAAAGGGUCAUCGACCAACACGGCUGCGAGGCCAUCGCACGCCUCAUGCCCAAGGUCGUGAGGGUCCUGGAGAUCCUGGAGGUGCUGGUUAGCCGGCACCAUGUCGCUCCCGAGCUGGACGAGCUGCGACUGGAGCUGGACCGGCUGCGCGUGGAGAGGAUGGACCGCAUUGAGAAGGAGCGCAAGCAUCAGAAGGAGCUGGAGUUGGUGGAGGACGUGUGGCGGGGCGAGGCGCAGGACCUCCUGUCCCAGAUUGCCCAGCUGCAGGAGGAGAACAAGCAGCUGAUGACCAACCUUAACCACAAGGAGGUGGGCUUCUCUGAGGAGGAGUUCCAGAAGCAGGAAGGCAUGUCAGAGCGAGAGCGGCAGGUGAUGAAGAGGCUGAAGGAGGUGGUGGACAAGCAGAGGGAUGAGAUCCGAGCCAAAGACAGGGAGCUGGGCUUGAAGAAUGAGGACGUCGAGGCUCUGCAGCAGCAGCAGACGAGGCUAAUGAAGAUCAACCACGACCUUCGGCACCGCGUCACAGUGGUGGAGGCUCAGGGCAAGGCGCUGAUCGAGCAGAAGGUGGAGCUGGAGGCGGACCUGCAGACCAAGGAGCAGGAGAUGGGCAGCCUGCGGGCGGAGCUCGGCAAGCUCCGAGAGAGGCUGCAGGGCGAGCACAGCCAGAAUGGAGAGGAGGCGGCCGAGGGGCAGCCACAGCCAGACGGAGAGGAGUCCAUCUCAGAUGCAGAGAAAGCAGCCCUGGACCUCAAGGACCCCAACCGCCCACGGUUCACGCUGCAGGAGCUGCGGGAUGUACUGCACGAGAGGAAUGAGCUUAAGUCCAAGGUGUUUCUGUUACAAGAGGAGCUGGCCUACUACAAGAGUGAAGAAAUAGAAGAGGAGAAUCGAAUACCCCCACCUCCGCCCAUCAUACACCCAAGGACGUCCCUCCCACCGGAGUCUGGGAUCAAGCGACUGUUUAGCUUUUUCUCCCGGGACAAGAGGCGCCUGGCCAACACGCAGAGACCCACGCACAUCCACGAGUCCUUUGGCCAGUGGGCAAAUACCCACCGAGAUGACGGGUACACAGAGCAAGGACAGGAAGCCCUGCAGCACCUGUGACUGUGCCCCACCCCGGACCCGCCUGCCACCUGCUGCGGGUGGCCGCCUCAACAUCCAGCCCUCAAAUGAACUGUCUGCUUUGAGGGUAGAUGAUGAGAAACUGAUGCCAAAUCCUACAGAAGUGUUUUAUUUAUCUGCAGGGCUAUCCGGUUUAUACUCAAUGCCUCAGACCUCUUAGGACCUAUAUUUAAUAAGGUGAGGAUCUGAAGCCAGACCACAUUAAUUUUAGUUAACAAGCUUCCUAAGCUGAACACUACCAUGGCUGUUUGACUCCUAGGUUUAGUUUGGUUUGGUUUGGUUAGGGCCUUUGCCAUGUUAGUGAGGAGCAGUGGAAGGAGAGUUUUAUAUUGUGAAGUUGCCCUGGAGGGAGCAGUUUGUACAGUGUGUGGACUGGAUUGGUGGAGCCUCUAGUCACAGGAUGGGCCACACAAAACAGAAAAUCUUCACAGUCCUUCCAGCCACGGACUAGAAACAACUGUGGACUGUGGUUCGCUGUUCCUGUUAAGGCUAGAGGCCUGAGCAGCCUGUCUGAGGUGGUGUGCCUUGAAAUCUGCUGUGAGCUACACAGUACUAACCAAACAAAGUUGUUUAGGAUGAGA